Molecule: messenger RNA, 1464 nt
Organism: Chenopodium quinoa (quinoa)
Lineage: Eukaryota; Viridiplantae; Streptophyta; Magnoliopsida; Caryophyllales; Amaranthaceae
Exons: 3
Coding region: 1-1464 (487 amino acids)
Source: RefSeq, a predicted model, not a curated record
AUGGUUGGCGACGACAUCCCGCCACCACCACCACCAGCAAAAAUAGAACCUAACUCCCCCUUCUACCUCGAUGCGCAGGACAAACUUGGUGAGUAUAUCACCCAUGUGCGUCUAAAGCUUGAAAAUUUUGAUGCUUGGGCUCACACGAUUUAUGUGGCUCUUUCAUCUCGCAGAAAAUUUGGUUUCCUUGAUGGUACAAUCAAUGAUGUCGUACCUCCCGCAACAAAGGACGAUUGGGUCACGAUUCAUUGUAUGCUUGUUUCGUGGCUCAUGUAUACGAUUGAUCCCGAGGUUAAAUCCUUGCUUUCGAACUAUGACAAUGCUAAACAACUAUGGGAUGAUUUAAAUGAGAGGUUUUGUGUGGUUAAUGGGCCACGAAUUCAACAAUUGAAGGCUGAAAUUAAUCGAUGUGAGCAAACAAAGAACAUGUCGGUGGCAAUUUACUUUGGAAAAUUGAAAGUUUUGUGGGACGAUCUUGCAAAAUAUGAACCCCUCAUUAGCUAUAAGUGUGGGAGAUGCACUUGCAGUGUUGGUCGUCAACAUGAGUUGCGCCGAUCCCGUUCGCAGGAUGAAAGGGUAUGGAGUAUUUCUCAGGUGCGUGAAGAGAAGCCAGAGAUUGCGGGCUUUGCUGUACGUAUGGAGCAGCGCCCAAAACCACGUCUGAGUCGUGCGGAGAAGGCAGCACUGACUUGUACACAUUGUCACAAGUCAGGACAUGACACGACUUCUUGUUUUGAACUUCAUGGAGUUCCAUCUUGGUACACGGAGAAAUAUGGUUCCUCUAAUCAAGAUUCUAAGGGUGUCGCAAAGGGCAGAAGUGCACCUCCUCCUGCUGGCCGGGGAAGAGGUGUUGUCACGGCAAACGCGACGCCACCCCCUGUUGGCGCAAGCACACCACAGUUGUCGGGGUUCUCUGCCGAGCAAUGGCAGUCUUUGGUGGCCGCUUUUGGUACUCCUCUGCCUCCUUCUAAUCGAUUGAACGGUGAGUGGAUUAUUGAUACGGGUUGCUCGCAUCAUGUCACGGGGUGUAUAACUUACUUGACCAAUGUCAAGGAUGUUACCCCUCUUCCUGUUGGUCACCCUGAUGGACAACAAGUCAUGGCAGUAAAGGAGGGUGAUAUUAUACUUACAAACACAAUCACCCUCACUAAUGUUCUCUUUGUACCAAAAUUGAAUGACGAGGGAGGUGAUUUGGCACGGGUGAAAGACGGGAUGGACUUUACUACUUGUGUGCGGAGACAACAGUGCAAGGGGGUUUCGGCUCACUCAGUGGACAGCUCGUCUUCUAUGGAACUUUGGCAUAGUAGGUUGGGACAUCCUUCCGAGAAAGUAGUGAAGUGGCUUCCUUUUUUUAGUAAUACUACUUGUAGUUUGAAUAAAGAUUGUGAAGUAUGCCAUCGUGCUAAGCAUGCUAGGAGUAGUUUUCCUUUAAGUGAAAAUAAAUCAACUCGAAUUUUUGAGUAA